AUGUCAACGGCACAGCAACUUCAGGUGAGAUUUUUUUGAAUUAAAAAUUUUUUUAUUUUUUUUUAUUUUAUCAAAAACUUUCCUUUAUUGAAGCUCGUAUUUUACAAUUUUACAUAUUUUUUUAAAUAAAAAAAUAAUACAAUAAAAAAUACGUAUUUUAUAAAGUAAAGUAUUUUUUAUGUCUUAUUUUUUUUUGGAUUAUUAUAAUUUUAGAAAAUGAAAAAGCCAUGCCUCUAUUAUAUUUACAUACUGCCUCUAUUAUAUUUACAUAUUUUCCGAAAAGUAAAAAUGAAGUGUUUGUUUAAAUACGAAGUUUCUAUUUCUUUUAUCAAUUUUUUUUCAGCGAGCCCUUGAAGAACGAGCCAAAGAAAUCACCGAGCUACAAAACAAACUGCGGCAGUGUGAAAAUGACAGGUAAAAUACGGAAACUGAGGUUCAUUUUUAAAGAUUUUUUAUAUCAAAAAUAAAAAAAAUAUUUUUUUGUUAUUGAAAACAUUGUUUUUUGCAAAAAUAUUUUUAAUUAUUAAAAAUAUAUUUUUUCAUUUUUUUAACGUAAAAAAAUAGAAUUUAAAAAAUCAAUGAUUUUUUUUAUUUUUUUUUUAUUUUUCAUUUUUAUUUUUUAUUUUCUUUUUUUUUUUAUUUUUCAUUUUUUAUUUUUUUUUCUUUUCAAUUUUCCUAUUUUUUCAGAGUUCAAUGGGCGAAUCAGCGAAAAAUGUUCGAGUCGCGACAACCCCCGGACAUCCAGCAACUCAUGGCUCAAAAACGCGAACUCCAGCAGCAACUCCAACGGGAAGAAUCGGAAAAACAAGAACUGUUUAUGCAAAUUAAUCAGCUCAUCGGGGAGAUCGCGGACAGCCGCUCGAAACCCGUGGUGCCCGACCUAAGCGACGAGAAUGGCCGUUUGAAGGCGCAAGUGUCGCAACUCACCGGUGAAAAUGAAAAUCUGCAACGAGAAAUCUCGACGACCAGGCAGAAAUUGAGAGAGGAGCUGGAGAGCGAGAGGAAUCAGCUGAAUGUGAUGCGGAAAAGCCACAACUUGGAGGUGGAACGGCUGAAAGAGGAGACCCAAAGGUACAUGAAGGAGCUGGAGAAUAGCAAUGCUGCUAUUCAGAGUCUGAAGUUGGCGAAAUCUGUGAGUUAAAUAUUAUAAAUUUAAGGCACCUUAUCAGCCUGGAAUUUGAGUUUAAAAUUUUUAAAAAAAAAGUCCUAGUAAAUAAGGAAAAUAGUGAUUUUCAAAAUUUUUAUGGCUUUUUUGAGUCUUUUUUUGCUCCAAAAAUAAAUUUGUUUUGCUGGUCAGUCUGAAGCUGGAGAUUUGGUUCGCGAUAGCGGUGAGGCGAGAAAUUUUGCUGCGACGACCCGCCGUUAUUUUCCCGACAGACUGAUAGGAUACGGAUUUUUAAAGGUUUGCAGAGACCAUCGAGAGUUUUAGGCUUUACUUUGAAAAUAAAAUUUUUUUUUAUAUUUGUUUGACCUAAAAAUUCAGCGAAAAUAAAGAAAGAUCUUUGAGGCCUCAGAACUCCAUUUUACAUUAUAAUGUACCUUCGUUUAUCCUUUUACAUAUUUAUUAGUCUGUCGGGAAAAUAAUAAACAAAAUGUCGCUGUUCCGAUCGCGUCGCUGAAUUGAAAAGCAAUUUGAUUUUGUCUCGACAGGCGAUGUGAUUUUUGAUGCGACAGAGGGCACAUUAUUUUCCCGACAGACUGAUAUAACGAAUACUUUUUUUUGAUUCUUAAAAAUUCAAAAAAAAAAUCAGAAAUCUUAAUUUUUACCACAAUUUUUUUAGCUAUCCAACGAUUCCAACCUCCAAAACGAAGUCAGCCAGCUCAAAUCUCAGGUCGAGUCGUUAACUCGAACCAACCAAGACCUUUCAUCUUACAAAAAAGAGUUAGAACAGAACCUGGCCAAGUCAAAAGACCUCAAUUCCCAACUGGAAAGUCGGAUAUUGGACCUGGAGUCACGGUAUCGCGACUUAUCAAGCCGAAAUUCCUCCUUGUUCAUCAAAUUGGGCCUGUCGCCGCAAAGCGAUGUGGACCUUUUGGAGCGAAAAAUCGAUGGAUUAAGGGAGGAGAAGGAGAACGAAGUCAAUAAAAGGUGAGAAAAUAUUUUUUCUCGUACAGGUUUUUUCGAGAAAUAUGGCAGAAAGUUUUUGCGAAUAUCUUUGUGCUUUUUUUAGUUAUCCAAGAAAUUUAAAUUGAUUUUAAAAUUUGAUGAUAGGCGAGUUUAGGAUAUGCAAAAGAUUUUUUUGUUGCGUCGGCGGAGAAACCAUUUUUCGGCGGAGACAUUUGACGUCUUUUUUGAAAAUUGCAUCUCGUUACAAUCAAAAAUCUUUUAGACACUAGAAGCUAACAAUCCGAGACGUCCCUAAAGUCAAUUUUUCGCAAAAUUGACCGCUAUAAAACGACACCUUUGUCUAGCAAAUACAUUUUUUAGUCCUUGUCGAUUCGUUGUGCAGAGAUUCAAAAUAAUUUUAUUAUUUUAUCCGAUCAAAAACUUUCAAGAGCUUUGUAACCCUAAGUUCAUCCGUAACAUCAAAAUUAUGCAAUAUCAGUUUGUCGGGAAAAUAAUGAGCACAAUGUCGGUGCCCCGAUCGGGUCGCAGAAGUGAAAAGAAAUUUGAUUUUGCCGCGACACAAUUCAUUUUCUCGGCGACGAUGCGAUUUUCCAAGCAACAGAGUGCUCAUUAUUUCCCCGACAGAGUGGUAUUUUUUCGAGAGAAAACGGAAAAUAAGGAGAGUUGACCAGAGAAAAAAAGUUGUUUUGCCUAUUUCGUCGCGGAGUUUUGCUCAAAAAAUAUGAUUUUUGUGCUAAACAUUAUUAUCUUAUAUCUAUUAGAGCUUGAAAUUUUGGAUUGGAAAUUUGAAAUAAAAAAAAAAAAAAAAAAAAAAAAAUUUGAAAAAAAUUCCGAUUUUUUAUUCCCUUUAGUCGGCCAAAAGAUUGAAAUCGUAUUUUACCAUCAAUUUCACACCCAAUUCUUUCCAGAAAGACCCUCGAAAACGAAGUCUCGGACCUCCGUAAAUCCCUCAAUUCUUCAAAUUCCCAUCAAACCGAGCUAACCCGACAAAUCAACGAUCUCAAAGCCGAAAACACCCGUCUUCAGGACUCGGAAUCAUUGGAAGAUGAGCUCCACACUCUUGUCUCUUCAUUACAAGCAGCAAAAGAUGAGGCGGCCGCAAAGGAUUCGGAGAUAAACCAAUGGAGGAGUAGGGCGAUCAGUUUGGAUGAGCAAAUUGCUGAGCAAAAGGAUGAAAUCUCGAGGCUACGGUAG
This is a messenger RNA of Bursaphelenchus xylophilus (pine wood nematode), 3262 nucleotides long. The record is from the annotation of a GenBank genome assembly. NCBI's taxonomy places the organism in Eukaryota, Metazoa, Nematoda, Chromadorea, Rhabditida, Aphelenchoididae.